UCGUUCAACUGUUCAAGCUUCUGCUUUUUCUCUAGCGUCUCUCUCUCUCUGUAACCCAGUAAAGCAAGUCAUCAUCACUGAUCAGUCACGGCAGAGAGAGAUAAAGCUUUCAGCUUUUUUAUUUUUUUAGAAAAAAAAUUAAUUUUUUUCUGUGUAAUAUCAUAGAGAGAGAAAGAUAAACAGCUUUUAUUGUUGUACAGAGAGAGAUAAACGAAAGAGAAAGGUUCUACCCUAGAAAUAUGCAUUGUGAUAAGGACUUGUGUCAAAGAGAUUUUUUUUUUAUUUUUUCGUAGAAGUAAAUAAUUACUUCAAUUCAACCUCAUGCCCCCACACACGCUCUUUCUCUGUACCUUUCUCAGUUUUUGCCUUAAUUCCCAUUUCCCAACAGAGCUGUUCGACCUUUAUUUCUCUCUUCACGUCUUAUUUCAAGUUUCCCCAGUUGUCUUCCAGUCUCUCCCUUCUUGAUUUAUAGUGUGUGGGGGAGAGUUUUGAAAAAUGUUCGAGUUUUAACACCCUUGUUACUGAGAGUUAUUACUUUUACCUUUCUCUCUCCAAGCUUGUUACGUUGAGAGAGAGAGAGAGAGAGAGAGGUGUAAUUCAACUCUGAAGUCGUGUGGCGUGCUUUGAGAACUGGGCUUGAGUUUUUAGCUGGCAUUGACUCAAACUUGUGGUUUGAAUUUGUGGUGGUCUUCAAGGUUUGGCGUUGGCUUGGAAGAUGCUUGGUGUUUAAGGUUUAUGAGUGAUCGGUUGGUGAGAUUAAGGACCUGUUUCAGUUCUUUAUCUUCAAUAUCAAGCCUUACUUGUUCUUUCUUGUGAUUUUAGUUUGAUCUCGGGAUCCUCACGUACGACUUUGAAUGUGCUUUUAUGGUCCUUCUUGUGCUCCAUUCGUGAAACAAUGCGUCUAUUGGAGCUUUGCUUAGCUUCUUCGAGCAAAUAUUUUCAUGUUCACAAUGCGACUCCAUUUUAAAGUGCUUUUAUUUGUUUUAUGUACCUUUCCAUAUUCGUUCGAGAUUUAGAGACAAUAUCCUGUGGAGAAGGAUCCUUCGUUACUGCUUGCAGAGUGCAUUUCGUCAAAGUUUGCCCUUGGACUGAACUGUAAAGAAGAUAAGAGGCAUCUAAAUAUUGUAAUUAAUUGAAAACUGGGUCCAGAUUUGAUCAAUAGUUAAGACGGACUGUUGAGUAUAGUAAAUGCAUGGAUCGAAGGGAUGCUAUGGCGAUAUCUGGCUCUGCUUCCUUCUAUAUGCAGAGAGGGAUGGUUGGGUCUGGGUCUGGAACACAGUCUGGUUUAAAUGUAUCAUCAGGCAUCAAUCCUUUAACUAGUUCAACUGUAUCAUUUCAAUCUAAUGUUGGAGCCAAUACAAUUGGAUCUACAUUGCCUAUAGAAACUUCAACAACAAUUCCACAGCACGGUGUUAAUGUGGGUGCACCAUCUGCGAUGCCACCAUCUGGUGAGCCUGUGAAAAGGAAAAGGGGAAGGCCCCGGAAAUAUGGGCCAGAUGGGACCGUCUCACUGGCAUUAUCUUCUUCAUUGUCUACACAUCCUGGCACAAUAACCCCAACUCAGAAGCGGGGUAGAGGGCGGCCACCAGGGAGUGGGAGGAAGCAACAAUUAGCUUCCCUUGGUGAAUGGCUAUCUGGUUCAGCAGGGAUGGGCUUUACUCCACAUAUCAUCACCAUUGCAGUAGGAGAAGACAUCGCAACAAAAUUAAUGUCUUUCUCACAGCAAGGACCAAGAGCUAUAUGCAUUUUGUCAGCAAAUGGCGCUGUCUCUACAGUGACUCUCCGUCAGCCAUCAACUUCUGGAGGCGCUGUAACAUAUGAGGGGCGCUUCGAGAUUUUAUGUCUGUCAGGCUCUUACUUGGUCACUAACAAUGCUGGCUCCCGUAAUCGAACUGGUGGGCUGAGUGUCUCUCUUGCUAGUCCUGAUGGCCGGGUUAUUGGUGGAGGAGUUGGGGGGAUGCUUAUUGCUGCAAGCCCUGUACAGGUGAUUGUGGGAAGUUUCUUAUGGGGGGGUGGUUCAAAGACAAAGAACAAGAAAGGGGAAGGCCCAGAAGGUGCCAGAGAGUUGGACCAUCAGACGGUUGAGAAUCCAGUAACUCCAUCUAGUGUUCCACCCAGUCAGAAUCUUACUCCAACCUCGUCAGUUGGUUUAUGGCCUGGUUCACAGCCUGUGGAUAUGCGCAACACACACGUCGACAUUGAUUUGAUGCGUGGUUGAUAAUUUCUGUUGAUUGUUUCAUGGGCAAUGUAUAUAUUUCGCUGUUUUCAGCACCACUUAAAUCUCAUCUCCUGAAGUCCAGUGAUGAGGAUUGAAGUCGGCUGAUUCUGGGCGUGAAUUUCUCACUUCAUUUAACCUUGACAGACUAUGGGUUGUACUCAUUUUGCAGCUUAAUGACAAUUAGUUUGGAAUUUUAGUGCCUGUGAAUUUAACUCAUCAAUUUUUCAGAGGAUGUUCAAUGACAAUUUCUUUAUCUUUGGCGGCCAGCCAUGGUAA
Molecule: messenger RNA, 2494 nt
Organism: Hevea brasiliensis (rubber tree)
Lineage: Eukaryota; Viridiplantae; Streptophyta; Magnoliopsida; Malpighiales; Euphorbiaceae
Product: AT-hook motif nuclear-localized protein 9
Exons: 6
Coding region: 1193-2218 (341 amino acids)
Molecular function (GO): minor groove of adenine-thymine-rich DNA binding
Source: RefSeq, a predicted model, not a curated record